AUGGGAACAAUUGUGUCUUAUCCUGAAGUGUGUGCAAAUGCUGGAUGCAUUCGCGGAAAGUACGAAAGUGGAAGGAUAAAGCCUUACGAGGCCUUCUAUGGAAUUCCUUUCGCUGAGCCUCCAGUGGGAAAAUUGAGAUUAGAGAAUCCUGUGCCGUACAGUGGAUGGCAAGGAUAUUGGGAUGCCACGUAUCCUCGAGAAGACUGUUUGCAGAAAAACUACUUCUUACCAAAUGCGCCCAUUAAAGGCUCUGAAGAUUGUCUCUAUCUCAACGUUUAUCGGCCGAGUACUUGGAGUAGAAAGAAGAAACUCCCUGUUUUGGUGUACAUUCAUGGAGGUGCUUACCUUGGAUUUUCUGGAAAUCCUGAUCAGUUUGGACCUGAAUACUUGAUGGACAAUGGUGAAGUGUUUCUUGUGACUAUAACAUAUAGACUGGGAGUCUUCGGAUUCCUCAGUUCAGGAGGAGAUGGAGUGGUGAAAGGAAACUUUGGUUUGAAGGAUCAGCAACUUGCUCUUGAAUGGAUUUUCAACAAUAUCGAAUCCUUUGGUGGAGAUUCGGGUGCUAUAACUCUAUCUGGUCAAAGUGUUGGAGCUGUAUCAUGUAAUUUGCAUAUGCUGAAUUCAAAGUCGUCGGCUUAUUUCCAUCGUGUUAUUUUAUUGAGUGACACUGCUCUAACUCCACACAUUCGCUAUACUCAAGAUUUCGCCACUCAGUAUAGAAUGGUGGCAAAAAUUGCUGGAAUAGUUGAUUGGGAAACGGCGUCUACGAGUGAUUUAGCGUAUCAAUUGAAGAGAGUGGAUGGUCUAAGUCUUGUCUCAAUCGAUGAAUUAUUCGUGUUUCUCUUCACACCCACUGUGCCACUUGGUCCUUGCAUAGAAGGAGACUGGGACGGUGCCUUCUUAACGGAGAGUCCCUAUGUUUUGUGGGCCGAGGGAAGGUUUAGCCAGAAACCUAUUUUCGCCGGUCACGUGAAGGAUGAGGGCGCAAUAAGGAAUCAGUCGAUGAAUCUAACUACGCAGAAUUUGCAUCGGUAG
This is a messenger RNA of Phlebotomus argentipes, 1035 nucleotides long. RefSeq names its product juvenile hormone esterase-like. The transcript is spliced from 4 exons. The coding region runs from base 1 to 1035 and encodes 344 amino acids. NCBI's taxonomy places the organism in Eukaryota, Metazoa, Arthropoda, Insecta, Diptera, Psychodidae. The record is from RefSeq and is a predicted model, not a curated record.